AUGGAGCCCUCCCCAGGUGCAGGCCUUCAGCCUUGGACUCCCAGACUCCAGAACUCAGCACCCAGCAGAGCCCUUCCCGGGGCGGGACCCCCAGACUCCAGCACUCAGAACCCAGCAGAGCCCUCCCCGGGGCAGGACUCCCAGACUCCAGAACUCAGCAGAGCCCUCCCCAGUGCAGGACUCCCAGACUCCAGCACUCAGCACCCAGCAGAGCCCUCCCCAGGGCAGGACACCCAGACUCCAAACUCAGCACCCAGCAGAGCCCUCCCCGGGGCAGGACUCCCAGACUCCAGAACUCAGCACCCAGCAGAGCCCUCCCCUGGGCAGGACUCCCAGACACCAGAACUCAGCACCCAGCAGAGCCCUCCCCUGGGCAGGACCCUCAGACUCCAGAACUCAGCAGAGCCCUCCCCGGGGCAGGACCCCCAGACUGCACAGCUCAGCACCCCACAGAGCCCUCCUUGGUGCAGGACCCACAGACUCCAGAGCUCAGUACCCAGCAGAGCCCUCCUCGGGGCAGGACCCCCAGACUCCAGAGCUCAGCACCCAGCAGAGCCCUCCCCGGGGCAGGACUCCCAGACUCCAGAGCUCAGCACCCAGCAGAGCCCUCCCCGGUGCAGGUCCCCCAGACUCCAGAGCUCAGCACCCAGCAGAGCCCUCCCCAGUGCAGGUCCCCCAUACUCCAGAGCUCAGCACCCAGCAGAGCCCUCUCCGGGGCAGGACCCCCAGAUUCCAGAACUCAGCAGAGCCCUCCUCGGGGCAGGACCCCCAGACUCCAGAGCUCAGCACACAGCAGAGCCCUCCCCGGGGCAGGACCCCCAGACUCCAGAGCUCAGCACCCAGCAGAGCCCUCCCCGGGGCAAGACUCCCAGACUCCAGAGCUCAGCACCCAGCAGAGCCCUCCCCGGUGCAGGUCCCCCAGACUCCAGAGCUCAGCACCCAGCAGAGCCCUCCCCGGGGCAGGACCCCCAGACUCCAGAACUCAGCACCCAGCAGAGCCCUCUCCGGGGCAGGACCCCCAGACUCCAGAACUCAGCAGAGCCCUCCUCGGGGCAGGAUCCCCAUACUCCAGAGCUCAGCACCCAGCAGAGCCCUCCCCGGGGCAAGACUCCCAGACUCCAGAGCUCAGCACCCAGCAGAGCCCUCUCCGGGGCAGGACCCCCAGACUCCAGAACUCAGCAGAGCCCUCCUCGGGGCAGGACCCCCAGACUCCAGAGCUCAGCACACAGCAGAGCCCUAACCGGGGCAGGACCACAUACUCCAGAACUCAGCACCCAGCAGAGCCCUCCCCGGGGCAGGACCCCCAGACUCCAGCACUCAGCACCCAGCAGAGCCCUCCCCUGGGCAGGACCCCCAGACUCCAGAGCUCAGCACCCAGCAGAGCCCUCCCCGGGGCAGGACUCCCAGACUCCAGCACUCAGCACCCAGCAGAGCCCUCCCCGGGGCAGGACUCCCAGACUCCAGCACUCAGCACCCAGCAGAGCCCUCCCCGGGGCAGGACCCCCAGACUCCAGAACCCAGCAGAGCCCUCCUCUGGGCAGGACCCCCAUCCUCCAGAGCUCAGCACCCAGCAGAGCCCUCCCCGGGGCAGGACCCCCAGACUCCAGCACUCAGCACCCAGCAGAGCCCUCCCCGGUGCAGGACCCCCAGACUCCAGAACUCAGCACCCAGCAGAGCCCUCCCCGGGGCAGGACCCCCAGACUCCAGAACUCAGCACCCAGCAGAGCCCUCCCCGGGGCAGGACCCCCAGACUCCAGAGCUCAGCACUCAGCAGAUCCCUCCCCAGUGCAGGACUCCCAGACUCCAGCACCCAGCAGAGCCCUCCCCCGGGGCAGGACCCCCAGACUCCAAAACUCAGCAGAGCCCUCCCCGGGGUAG
Lepus europaeus (European hare) is the source of this 1878-nucleotide messenger RNA. RefSeq lists its product as uncharacterized. The transcript has a single exon. Lineage: Eukaryota; Metazoa; Chordata; Mammalia; Lagomorpha; Leporidae. The coding region runs from base 1 to 1878 and encodes 625 amino acids. The record is from RefSeq and is a predicted model, not a curated record.